AAUUUCAUAUUGUUUGAAACUUAACUGUACUUUUGACUGUUUGGGUUAUGUGUUUGUCCAAUUUGUUUAGUCACUUGUUUACAUCGGUUUUUUAAUUCGUUUUAUAAAGAAAUCCCACUAGUGUGGAAAUCUGUAACAAGGAAAUUUCCAAAUUUGUUGUGCUGCCUUUUGCCAUUUAGUUGUAUUUAUUUAUUAUUGGUGUUCAUUUAAGAAAGUAAAAUGCCUAUUGAAAAUCUUGAAGCCGAAAGCUUAGAAAAGAAUCCAAAUUUGGAGUUAGCACAGAUGAAAUUUUUACUUUCCUCUGUCGAAUUUCAAGGAGAUGAAAGUUUAAAAAAUCGACUUCUGGAAGCUAUUAAAUUAAACAAUAUGGCUCCUUUCUAUGAAGAAGUCUGCAAAGAUCUAUCUUGGCCUGUUGAUACAGUUCUUCUAGAGAGUAUGAAAAAAGUGAAUGAAACUGAACUAAAGAAGUUAGAUGACGCUAUCGAAGAUGCUGAAAAAAAUUUAGGUGAAAUGGAAGUGAGGGAAGCUUUUCUUAAUAAGGCAGAAUACUUAAGUAAAAUUGGAUCAAAGGAUGCAGCAUUGGCAGUUUUUCGAAAAACACAAGACAAGACAGUUUCCCUUGGUCACCGAUUAGAUCUUCUUUUUCAUAUCAUAAGAAUUGGAUUAUUUUAUGUGGAUCAUGAUCUGAUUACUCGUAAUAUUGAAAAAGCAAAAAGCUUGAUUGAAGAAGGUGGAGAUUGGGAUCGUAGAAAUCGGUUGAAAGUUUAUCAAGGAGUAUAUUGCAUGGCAAUUAGAGAUUUUAAAAAUGCUGCAAAUUUUUUCUUGGAUACUGUCUCGACAUUUACCAGUUAUGAGCUGAUGGAUUACAAAACUUUUGUUACUUAUACUGUUAUAUGCAGUAUGAUAUCGCUGGCAAGAAUAGAUCUCAGGGAAAAGGUUGUAAAGGGUUCUGAAAUUCUUGAGGUUCUUCAUAGUGCUUCAGAUAUUCGUGAAUAUCUAUUUUCCCUCUACAAUUGCCAGUAUGCUGAGUUCUUCCAGAAGUUAGCCUUGGUUGAGAAAAUGCUUAAACAAGAUCGUCUGUUGGCACCUCAUUUUCGGUAUUACGUCCGAGAGAUGAGAAUUAUGGCAUACACUCAACUACUGGAAUCUUAUAGAAGUUUAACCUUACAAUAUAUGGCUGAUGCAUUUGGAGUUACUACUUUUUUUAUAGACAAAGAAUUGUCAAGAUUUAUAGCAGCUGGAAGAUUGCACUGCAAAAUAGAUAAAGUUGGUGGGAUUGUUGAAACAAACCGGCCUGAUAGUAAAAACUAUCAAUACCAGGCUUGCAUCAAGCAAGGAGACAUUCUUCUGAACAGAGUUCAAAAACUGAGCAGAGUCAUAAACAUUUAACUUUUCACUGUCUGUAUUUUUAUGUGAGCUUAAUAAAAUAUGUAUUCACAAAUGA
Molecule: messenger RNA, 1444 nt
Organism: Parasteatoda tepidariorum (common house spider)
Lineage: Eukaryota; Metazoa; Arthropoda; Arachnida; Araneae; Theridiidae
Gene: Rpn7
Product: regulatory particle non-ATPase 7
Biological process (GO): proteasome-mediated ubiquitin-dependent protein catabolic process
Cellular component (GO): proteasome regulatory particle
Source: RefSeq, a predicted model, not a curated record